Lodderomyces margitis is the source of this 1128-nucleotide messenger RNA. RefSeq names its product putative family 17 glucosidase (gene MP65). Lineage: Eukaryota; Fungi; Ascomycota; Pichiomycetes; Serinales; Debaryomycetaceae. Gene Ontology annotation, biological process: cell wall organization; carbohydrate metabolic process. Gene Ontology annotation, cellular component: extracellular region; fungal-type cell wall; cell surface. The transcript has a single exon. Gene Ontology annotation, molecular function: glucan endo-1,3-beta-D-glucosidase activity; 1,3-beta-glucanosyltransferase activity. The record is from RefSeq and is a predicted model, not a curated record. The coding region runs from base 1 to 1128 and encodes 375 amino acids.
AUGUUGUACAAGACUAUCGUUUCUACUGCUUUAUUAGCUCAAGCCUUGGCUGCUCCUUUAGCCAUCAACCAACAACACCAACACCAUAAGCACAAUGAAGAAAAGAGAGCUGUUCACGUUGUUACUCAAACCAAUGUUGUUGUUGUCACUUUGGGUUCAGGUGACUCUACUACUACUUUCACUCCAGUUUCAGCCGAGACUCCAGCAUCUUCAGCUAGUCAAGUCACUGAUGCUCCUCAAAACCAACCAACUACCACUGUCUCUGCUUCAUCUUCAUCAGAUGACAACGACUCCUCAUCUUCGUCAGCAUCAGGUUCUGACUCCUCAUCAUCUUCCCAAUCCUCAUCAAACGUUGGUUCUGGUGGUGCCAAGGGUGUCACUUACACUCCUUACGCCGACAAUGGUAACUGUAAAACUUCAUCGCAAAUUUCUUCUGAAGUUGCUGAAUUGAGUGGAUUCGACAUUAUUAGAUUGUACGGUGUUGACUGUGACCAAGUUGCUCAAGUCUUGCAAGCUAAAUCAUCAGGCCAAAAGAUCUUUGCUGGUAUCUAUGAUGUCUCUGCUAUUUCCGAUGGUGUUCAAACUAUUUCUGAUGCUGUCAAGGCCCACGGUUCAUGGUCUGACAUUCACACUGUUUCCGUUGGUAACGAAUUGGUCAACUCUGGUGAAGCUUCCACUUCUCAAAUCAAGUCUUAUGUCAACGAAGCCAAGUCUGCUUUGAAGUCAGCUGGAUACACUGGUUCAGUUGUUUCUGUUGAUACUUUUAUUGCUGUUAUCAACAACCCAGAAUUGUGUGACUACUCCGACUACAUUGCUGUCAAUGCUCACUGUUUCUUUGAUGGUGGUUACUCUGCUGACCAAGCUGGUGAAUGGGUCUUGUCUCAAAUCCAAAGAGUCUCUAGUGCCUGUGGUAACAGCAAGAACGUCUUGAUCACUGAAACUGGUUGGCCAUCAAAGGGUGACUCCAACAACAAGGCUAUUCCAUCAAAACAAAACCAAGAAUCUGCUAUCCAAUCAAUCAAGGACACUUGUGGAUCAGCUUCUAUUUUGUUUACUGCUUUCAAUGACUUGUGGAAGUCUGAUGGUGCUUACAACGCUGAAAAAUACUGGGGUUUCUUGUCAAACUAG